Messenger RNA from Cygnus olor (mute swan), 4789 nucleotides. It is a transcript of the gene EXOC1, whose product is annotated as exocyst complex component 1. The record is from RefSeq and is a predicted model, not a curated record. Bases 1639 to 4281 code for a protein of 880 amino acids. The transcript is spliced from 18 exons. Gene Ontology annotation, cellular component: plasma membrane; exocyst. Gene Ontology annotation, molecular function: phosphatidylinositol-4,5-bisphosphate binding. Gene Ontology annotation, biological process: exocytosis; Golgi to plasma membrane transport. Lineage: Eukaryota; Metazoa; Chordata; Aves; Anseriformes; Anatidae.
GAAGCGGCGGAGGUGCCGCCGCCUUCCCGUUCCCCUUCUUCUCCAGCCCUGGUGAGGCACCGUCGGCCUCUUCCCCUCUGCUCCGCCCGGGGCCUUGGGCUCGGGUAGGAGCCGCGGCGAGAGCGGGGCGUCGCGGUCGCGGCCGCCUCCUGGCGCCGGGGGCGGGUGGGCUGCCGCUGCUGUAAGCUACCCCUUGGCGUCUACACAACCCCCCCGUUAGGGUUUUGUUGUUAAACGGCCGCUCAGUAGUAUCUACGCAACCCCCCCUUAGGGUUUUGGUGUCAAAUGGCUGGUCGUUUGGUCCUAUGGAGUCUUUGUCUUGUAUUUCCUGGGCUGGCUCCCUCAGUGGGGUGGUGGCGUCUUGGAUAGGUUUCUUGUAAGAGAGGAGUUGGUUGUAACGUGACUGGGGAAAAAAUGCAGCAGUGUUGGAAGGGAUUUAUUAGGCUGGCUUACAGUUAUCUUAAAGCAUUUUUUUCUGGGGAAGCAGCUUUAUCUCCAGCUCUUCACCUUUAGUUCUGGGGUCAUUUUGGAUGCCCCAUCCCUGGAGGUGUUCAAGGCCAGGCUGGGUGGGGCUUUGGGCAGCCUGGUCUGGUGGGAGGUGUCCUUGCCUAUGGCAGGGGGGUGGAACCAGGUGAUCCUUAAAACAACCCCAUCCAACCCAAAUCAUGCAGUGAUUUGUGUAUGAAGAACACAGUGAUGCGCUUGCUUCUGACCCAUCGUGAGGGUUUUGACUGAGGGUUGAAUUUACAAUGCAGGUUGGAGUAUGUGUCAGAGUAAGUCUUUGAGCUCAGGUUUAAUGUCUUCUGUUUUAUGGGAAAGGGGUAUUCUUCACAGCCCCAACAGCUUGUGUUGGCAUUGAAACAGGAGAGUUAGCGGGUUGCAGCAAUCUGAAUGUGGUUUAGACCAGAAGGUAAAACCUAAAUCGGGAAGGAAAGGUGGUAUGGGUAAAAUGGGUCAGUUUGUCAGUGCUUCAUGUGCUCGUCUUAGGCACGUGCUGCAGAAUAACAGAAGCAUGUCCUGAUGCAAUUUGGAAACAGAAGCUAGGCCUAGCAUUGGAUGAAGGGUGAGGAAGGCUGUUGGAUAGCUGCUAACAAUGGAGUGUUACACAGGGUUGUCGUGUAAACAGCAUUGCUUUGAGUGUUUUGAGCUCUGUACACUUGACAGAACUAAUUGCAGCUUGGUAGAUUGACCUUUGUUUUCCCAAAGCCUUUGGAUUAGUGAUCUUCAAAUUCCUUAAGGUGAGAUGUGGUGGGCAGCGGAGCUCAGGCAUAGUGGGUCAUAAAAGACUAAAAGCAAAAUCGGUGCCUUUUCUGUUUCACGUGCUGAGGGAACUCUUUUUUUUGUUCGUUGGGUGUUGGUUACAGAAAGCAACCCAUGUAUUUCCAACAGGAAAACACAACCAAAAAUUUAGCUCCACAUAUUGUUUCAGCGUCAGGCUGUGAUCAGGCAGCACAGCAUGUGAUGUAUAUUGAUCACGUUUGUAACACUCCGUAGAAUUUUAAGGCGCAAGUUGAGAGUAAUAUUGGAGCUCCUCUAUUGAAAUAAAAACAUUGAACCAUGAUGUCUGUGUGUUGCUGCUCUUAGUCGAUCUAGAGCAAUUUGUAGUGUGAGGACCUCUUCUGAAUCUGUUGAGAGAAAAUGACUGCAAUCAAGCAUGCUUUACAGAGGGAUAUUUUCACUCCCAAUGAUGAACGCUUAUUGAGCAUUGUGAAUGUAUGCAAAGCAGGCAAAAAGAAGAGAAACUGCUUUUUGUGUGCAACAGUGACAACAGAACGACCAGUGCAAGUAAAUGUGGUGAAAGUGAAAAAAUCUGACAAGGGUGAUUUCUACAAAAGGCAGACUGCAUGGGCGCUUCGAGAUCUUGCUGUUGUCGAUGCCAAAGAUGCUGUUAAAGAAAAUCCUGAAUUUGAUUUGCAUUUUGACAAAGUGUAUAAAUGGGUUGCAAGCAGCACGGUGGAAAAGAACACUUUCAUUUCAUGUAUCUGGAAACUCAAUCAGAGAUAUCUUAGGAAAAAAAUUGACUUUACCAAUGUCAGUUCACAACUUUUGGAAGAAUCAGUUCCAAGUGGAGAGAAUCAAAGUGUAGCAGGAGGUGAUGAAGAGGCUGUGGAUGAAUACCAGGAAUUAAAUGCAAGAGAGGAACAGGAUAUUGAAAUAAUGAUGGAAGGGUGUGAAUAUGCUAUCUCUAAUGCUGAAGCCUUUGCAGAGAAGCUGUCUAGAGAGCUACAAGUGCUAGAUGGGGCAAAUAUCCAGUCAAUUAUGGCCUCAGAGAAACAGGUGAAUAUCUUGAUGAAGUUGCUGGAUGAAGCUCUAAAGGAAGUUGACCAAAUUGAGAUAAAAUUGAGCAGUUAUGAAGAAAUGCUUCAGAGUGUAAAAGAGCAAAUGGAUCAGAUUUCAGAAAGUAACCACCUAAUCCAUCUCAGCAACACCAAUAAUGUGAAGCUGCUAUCAGAGAUAGAGUUCUUAGUGAAUCACAUGGAUUUGGCUAAAGGUCAUAUAAAAGCCCUUCAGGAGGGAGAUCUGACGUCUUCUCGAGGCAUUGAGGCCUGCACUAACGCAGCGGAUGCCCUUCUGCAGUGUAUGAAUGUAGCUCUUCGUCCAGGACACGAUAUGCUUCAUGCGGUCAAACAGCAACAGCAGCGGUUUAGUGACUUGCGUGAGCAAUUUGCACGGAGACUUGCCAGUCAUUUGAACAGUGUAUUUGUUCAGCAGGGUCACGAUCAGAGUUCUACUCUUGCCCAGCACUCUGUUGAAUUGACGUUACCCAAUCACCAUCCAUUUCACAGAGAUUUACUUCGAUAUGCAAAACUCAUGGAGUGGCUUAAGAACACAGAUUACGGAAAAUAUGAAGGGCUAACGAAGAAUUACAUGGAUUAUUUAUCGCGACUGUAUGAAAGGGAAAUAAAAGAUUUCUUUGAAGUUGCCAAGAUCAAGAUGACAGGCACAACCAAAGAAGGAAAAAAGUUUGGUCUUCAUGGAAGCUCUGGAAAAUUGACUGGGUCUACUUCUAGCCUAAAUAAACUCUCUGUUCAGAGUUCAGGAAAUCGUAGAUCUCAAUCAUCCUCACUGUUGGAUAUGGGAAACAUGUCUGCCUCUGAUCUUGAUGUGGCUGACAGAACAAAAUUUGAUAAGAUUUUUGAGCAAGUUCUAAGUGAACUGGAGCCCCUGUGUCUGGCCGAACAGGACUUCAUUAGUAAAUUUUUCAAACUACAGCAACAUCAGGGCAUCUCAGGAUCAACAAUGAAUGAAGCGGAGGAAAUGGAUGGAGGAAAUCUAUCUCGUUCAUACCCUUCUGGUGUUCCACAAACAAUAUCAUCUGAGAAGGACAUGAUCCGACAAAUGAUGACAAAAAUAUUUCGUUGUAUUGAGCCUGAGCUGAAUAAUCUUAUAGCGCUGGGGGACAAGAUUGAUAGCUUUAAUUCCCUUUAUAUGUUAGUGAAGAUGAGUCAUCAUGUAUGGACAGCACAAAAUGUGGACCCAGCUUCCUUUCUCAGCACAACACUUGGAAAUGUUUUGGUGACUGUCAAAAGGAACUUCGAUAAAUGCAUUAGUAAUCAAAUGAAACAGAUGGAUGAAGUAAAAAUCUCAAAGAAGAGUAAAGUUGGGAUCCUUCCAUUUGUUGCUGAAUUUGAAGAGUUUGCAGCCCUUGCUGAAUCAAUUUUCAAAAACGCAGAACGACGAGGAGAUCUAGAUAAAGCUUACAUAAAACUUAUUAGAGCUGUUUUUGUCAGUGUUGAGAAAGUAGCUAAUGAAAGCCAGAAAACACCCAGAGAUGUGGUCAUGAUGGAGAAUUUCCAUCAUAUUUUUGCAACACUUUCUCGACUGAAAAUUUCUUGUCUUGAGGCUGAGAAGAAAGAAGCCAAACAGAAAUACACUGAUCAUCUUCAGUCUUAUGUCAUCUACUCCCUUGGACAGCCUCUUGAGAAAUUAAAUCAUUUCUUUGAAGGUGUCGAAGCUCGUGUGGCCCAAGGUAUACGAGAAGAAGAAGUAAGCUAUCAACUGGCUUUUAAUAAACAAGAGCUUCGUAAAGUCAUAAAGGAAUAUCCUGGUAAGGAAGUCAAGAAGGGAUUGGAUAAUCUUUACAAGAAGGUAGACAAACAUCUCUGUGAAGAAGAAAAUUUACUGCAGGUUGUGUGGCAUUCGAUGCAAGAUGAGUUUAUACGACAGUACAAGCACUUUGAAGGGCUGAUAGCUCGCUGCUAUCCUGGAUCAGGAAUCACUAUGGAAUUCACUAUACAGGAUAUUUUAGACUACUGCUCCAGUAUUGCACAGUCUCAUUAAGUGAAAAAGAAGCUAGCAAAGUUUGUGCCUGUGUUAUAAGGGAAUCAAACACUAUAAAUGCUGUUUGUUUUUAAAAGGUGGAUUUCCGAUGUAUACAUAGCUAAUUGUCAUAUACAUCAAGUCAGUCUCCUGCUUCAACAAUCUUUCAGGGCAAAAUGAAACGUUUGGUAAUUUGUUGCUCUUCAACUACCUUGAAGUACCAUUUGAAAGCAUUAAUUCUGUGAAACACUUUGGAUAUAGUUUUUCCCCUCCCUUAAUGUUCAGAUACUGUUAUUUAUAAGCUUUUUUUUUUUUUUUUUUUUUUUUUUUUUUUUUGCUGAAAGCACCAAGCACUACCUUUGUAGUACACAAAAGGGGUACUACUGUCUUCACUAAUGUUUUGCAUCGUGGGAAUUAUGUUGGCAUUAAAGACUACCACAUCGUUUUCCCUUCCUUAUUGCAGAAGGUAUUCAUGUUCUGAGAUAUAACGUGGUCGUGGCUAUAACUCUCGAUUAAACUGUGUUCAUCA